Messenger RNA from Cinclus cinclus, 1311 nucleotides. RefSeq names its product zinc finger and BTB domain containing 25 (gene ZBTB25). Gene Ontology annotation, cellular component: nucleus. Bases 1 to 1311 code for a protein of 436 amino acids. The record is from RefSeq and is a predicted model, not a curated record. Gene Ontology annotation, molecular function: protein binding; DNA-binding transcription factor activity, RNA polymerase II-specific; RNA polymerase II cis-regulatory region sequence-specific DNA binding. The transcript is spliced from 2 exons. Gene Ontology annotation, biological process: regulation of transcription by RNA polymerase II. NCBI's taxonomy places the organism in Eukaryota, Metazoa, Chordata, Aves, Passeriformes, Cinclidae.
AUGGAUACCACUGGCCACAGCGUCCUCCUCCUCCAGCAGCUGAACAUGCAGCGGGAGUUUGGCUUUCUGUGUGACUGCACAGUUGCCAUUGGAGAUGUUUACUUCAAAGCCCACAGAGCGGUGCUCGCUGCUUUUUCAAACUAUUUUAAGAUGAUAUUUAUUCACCAGACGAGCGAGUGCAUAAAAAUUCAGCCUACGGACAUCCAGCCUGACAUAUUUAGUUACUUGUUACAUAUCAUGUACACUGGGAAAGGGCCAAAGCAGACUGUCAGCCAGAGCCGACUGGAGGAGGGCAUCCGCUUUCUGCAUGCAGACCACCUGUCCCACAUCGCCGUCGAGAUGAACCAGGCCUUCUCCCCAGAGCCGGUCCAGUCCUCCAACCUGUACGGGAUCCAGAUCUCUACGGCACACAAGCUGGCAAAGGAGCGCCUGGGAGCGAAGGAGAGCCUGCCCAAGGCGGGCGGCAGGGCUGCGGCCCAGGGCGAUCCCCCCCAGCUGCAGCUGUCCCUGGCCAUCGGCCUGGACGACGGCCCCCUGGACCAGCAGGUCGCUCGCCCCUCGGCCCAGCCCGUGGCUCUGGCCAAGCCGGCAGAGGAGCGCCCGAAGCUCUCGGUUUCCAUAAAGCAGGAGAGGUGCGACUCGGAGCCCGUGGUGUCCCAGAGCUGCACGCCUCCCUCUCCCGAGGUAGCGAGCCCCAUCCUUGCCAAGGGCAGCCUCAGGGUGCACUUGUGCCACUACUGCGGGGAGCGCUUCGAGUCGCGCGAGGGGCUGCGGCAGCACCUGCACACCCACGUCUCGGGCUCGCUGCCCUUCGGUGUGCCGGCCUCCAUCCUGGAGAGCAGCGACCUGGGGGAGGUGCAGCCUCUGGCUGAGGACAGGGAUCCCGGGGAUGGGCAUCGCCUCGGGGCCUUCCUCCUCAAGGAGGAUGAGCAUCAGCUGGAGCACCCGAGCUGCAGCGACCUGGAACCUCUGCAGAUCGGGCAGCUCUCCCUCAUCUCCAAGGACCACGAGCCGGUGGAGUUGAACUGUAACUUUUCUUUCUCAAGAAAGAGAAAGAUCAGCUGCACCGUGUGCGGCCGCACGUUUUUCCGGAAGAGCCAGCUGCUGGAGCACAUGUACACGCACAGAGGGAAGCAGCACAAGUACGGCCGCUGCCAGCGGCUGGAGAGCCCCGCCACCCCCAGGUUCCACCCUUACUGUGACGGCGGCAGUGUGGGUAAGAGCUCCAGCUUGUCCCAAGACCAUUUAGAUGAGUGUAUACUGGAGUCAGAUCUCAUCCAAGAAAGCGUUGACACGAUCCUGGUAGAGUAA